GGCAGCAAAAAUCGACCUUCUCUUUCACGAAAGUAUGACCUUUGUAUUCACUAAUCGUUCAGUUGGGGAUAUGGAUAUGUUUGCAAAUGAUGUAAGGGAAAAUGUGGUUACGAAUUAUAUGGAAAAUACUUACAUAAAUCGUAUGGAAACUGCUUUCACAAAUCGUAUGAAAACUGCCUUCACAAAUCGAACUUUUGAAGUUCUUAAAAAAGAUCUAGAUAUUGAUGCAUAUCUUUAUAAAUUAACUAAACUUUAUGGUCAAAAUGGAAUCUUUGAAUUAAAUAUGAUUGGUAUUAGGCAAAUAAUAAUUACUCGAGCAGAAUAUGCGGAAGUCUUUAUGUUUCCGUCAAUGUCAUCAUCGGAUCAAGAUAAGCAUAUGAAGCAUAUAAUGAGAUCUCAUAACGAUGGGCUUUUAAAAUAUUUUGAUCUUGAAAAUAAAGGUCUUGUGUUUAAUGUUACUUACAAUCAUUGGAAAUUUAAUCGUCAGAUUUUUUCACGACCUGUCAGGACAGCAUCUUGUUCAGAAGAAACUAGUAGAUUAAUAAAUAAUUUAUUUGAAGAAACAAUGAGUUAUUGGAUUAAAUUGAAGAAACCUGAUGAAGAUAUAACAGUUAUUGAUGUGACUACUUGGAUUAAUAGACUUUUUAAUGAUUUUAAUUCUGUAUUUAUAACUGGACGACGAUCAUUUGCGAUCGAAGCUCAUUAUCGCAAAUUUAAAAAAAUUGAUAUGACAAAAGAGAUGUCAGACGUUGAAAAUUUUGCGGAGUGCAUAGUCAACUUUGCGAGUGAUUGUCAAAUAUUAUUUAUGCCAAAAAUUUUAAUUAACUUCGAUCAAAAACAAUUGGGAAAUGAUUUCUUAACUUCUAUGAUUGUUACAAAUACUCCGUAUGAAACUUGUCCUCAAAUAAAUGUUGAUCCUUCAUUAUUAAGACCAAUGACUAAUGAAGAAAUACGUGGUGUUAUAUUUGAUUCAUAUUUAACUACGGAUACGGUACGUAAAAAUAGCUAUUAUGGUGAGGUGUAA
Dentiscutata heterogama is the source of this 1024-nucleotide messenger RNA. The record is from the annotation of a GenBank genome assembly. NCBI's taxonomy places the organism in Eukaryota, Fungi, Glomeromycota, Glomeromycetes, Diversisporales, Gigasporaceae.